AAUCAAAACCGGAAGUUGUAAAUGUUGGCCGUUUGGGUGACCCUUAACUUCCUGUGACAUCGGUAAGAAAACAUGGGAGUCAAAAUAGAAAUAUUUCGGAUGAUGGUGUAUCUGUCCUUUCCUGUGGCGAUGUUUUGGAUUUCUAACCAAGCAGAUUACUUCGAAGAGUACAUUGUGAAGAGAAAAAGAGAGAUUUUUCCACCAGAUGAGAAAAUGCAGAGGAAAGCGCUUGAGGACUUUAAGGAACGCAUGAGAAUUCGUAAGGAGCAAAAGAUGCUGAAACAGAUGGCCUUGCAGGCAGAAGACUGAUGACUAAUGAAGGAAACGCUGUACAUGGACUGUAUAUUGUGAAAGACAGAGAAUUGCGCAGUUUUAUAAAGAUCACUGCUCUCAUAACACCAUCAGUUCAAAUGAUGAAUUCCAUUAAUCAGAACAUUCAGAAUGCGUUGUAAGAUUUUGUGUCAUUGCUGGGUAAUGGAUUAUUUAUAUUUUUAAAUAGAAAAAUACAUUGAUUUUGUUUCUUAUGUUCAUAUUCAUUAAAGGUUUGUCAGCACCA
Messenger RNA from Tachysurus vachellii, 556 nucleotides. RefSeq names its product protein PET100 homolog, mitochondrial. Gene Ontology annotation, cellular component: mitochondrial inner membrane; mitochondrion. The transcript is spliced from 4 exons. The record is from RefSeq and is a predicted model, not a curated record. NCBI's taxonomy places the organism in Eukaryota, Metazoa, Chordata, Actinopteri, Siluriformes, Bagridae. The coding region runs from base 73 to 309 and encodes 78 amino acids. Gene Ontology annotation, biological process: mitochondrial respiratory chain complex IV assembly.